Molecule: messenger RNA, 675 nt
Organism: Meleagris gallopavo (turkey)
Lineage: Eukaryota; Metazoa; Chordata; Aves; Galliformes; Phasianidae
Source: RefSeq, a predicted model, not a curated record
UUUCUUAUUCCCUACAUCCUCUUCCUAAUCAUUGCUGGAAUGCCCCUGUUCUAUAUGGAAUUAGCACUGGGACAGUACAACCGAGAAGGAGCUGCCACUGUGUGGAAGAUCUGCCCAGUGUUCAAAGGUGUAGGCUAUGCAGUGAUACUCAUAGCUCUUUACGUGGGUUUCUACUACAACGUUAUCAUAGCUUGGUCUCUGUAUUAUCUAUUUUCAUCAUUCACAUUUGAGCUCCCCUGGACGAACUGUGACAACAGUUGGAAUAGCCCAAACUGUACAGAUCCCAAACUCUUCAACGCGUCAGUGCUUGGCAAUGGCACCAAAUACUCCAAGUAUAAGCUCACUCCUGCUGCUGAAUUUUAUGAGCGAGGAGUUCUGCACCUGCAUGAAAGCCGUGGAAUCCACGACCUUGGCUUGCCUCGCUGGCAACUUUCCCUCUGCCUCUUGGUGGUGGUAAUCAUUCUUUUCUUUAGUCUGUGGAAAGGAGUGAAGACUUCAGGAAAGGUUGUAUGGAUAACAGCCACUUUGCCUUACGUUGUAUUAUUUGUCUUGUUAAUACAUGGAAUAACCCUGCCUGGCGCAUACAAUGGAAUAAAUGCAUAUCUACAUAUAGAUUUCAGAAGAUUAAAAGAAGCCACAGUAAGUGUACUCUUCUGCUCUCAUUCUAUAUUAUGA